Notolabrus celidotus (New Zealand spotty) is the source of this 2651-nucleotide messenger RNA. RefSeq names its product F-box and leucine-rich repeat protein 13 (gene fbxl13). Lineage: Eukaryota; Metazoa; Chordata; Actinopteri; Labriformes; Labridae. The record is from RefSeq and is a predicted model, not a curated record. Bases 452 to 2338 code for a protein of 628 amino acids. Gene Ontology annotation, cellular component: SCF ubiquitin ligase complex. The transcript is spliced from 18 exons. Gene Ontology annotation, molecular function: protein binding. Gene Ontology annotation, biological process: SCF-dependent proteasomal ubiquitin-dependent protein catabolic process.
ACUGAAAGAUAAAAAUGUCACACAUUAACCAUCAUUUACAGCCUCACUAGUUGAAAUGUUUAAACUUUUAUGAUGCAAAAAGAAAGUGACUGAGCUGUAACUCUAAGCUGAAAUUUGACCCAUGUGAAUGAAAGUUCUGGAUGUUCACAUGCUGCUGAGUUCAAAGGAUAUCCUGUUUCACAGAUUACCUUUCAUCUGUGCAGUUUCACUGCAGACUUCAGUAUCAUGUCCUUUCUGUCUCACUCUAUCCUGUCAGGAAUCCUGCUUCAUUUAGAUCAUCCCUCGUAGAACUUUGAGAUAAAAAUGCAAUAUUUCAAUGUUAGUGUCUCCUUUUCUGCUGAGUUAAUGCAAGUGUCUCACUGCAUGCCAACAAACCAUUCCCUGAAUUAAUAAUGAGCUGGAAGAGGUUCACCAGCAGAGUAAGAGAGGCACUGUAGAGCUGGAUCAGAAGAUGGACCUUAGAAAGAAGCAUUAUGAAAGGAAACGUCAACAGGCAGUGCUCACUAAAUGGUCAAAUUGGGUAAAACUGCACAAGAAGACACAGGCUGCUUCCAUCACCAAACUUGAGAGCGUUGUAAAUGCUGGCCGCCUUCUGCGCAUUGUGGCUGCAUGGCAUAACUUUGCAAAGGACUCAAAGUGGACAAAAGAGAACCUUAAGAGGAUGGAAACAGGACUUGACCUGAAGUCUAACGGAGGAUAUGAUGGACUGUUCAUGCUCUCCAGCAGCCUCUUACUAAAGAUCUUUCAAUACCUCCAAUUUCGAGACUGGCUCACCUGUGCUGAGGUCUGCUGCACAUGGAAAUCUCUGAUACAGUCAGGCACAUUGUGGAGUCAGAUCAACUUCUCUGUAGAGAAACACUGGAUAACAGACAGCACAGUGCAGCAGACCUUGCAGAAAUAUCGUCUGUUUGUGAUCCAUCUCAACUUGCGUGGCUGCACGUCUCUAAAGUGGAACAGCUUGAAAUGUAUCAGUGAAUGCAGAAACCUCCAGGAGCUUAAUGUGUCAGAGUGUGUAAAUGCUACAGACAAGAUGGUUCAGACACUUGUGGAGGGCUGUCCCUGCCUGCUCUACCUGAACAUUUCCUGCACACUUAUAACAAACAAAACUCUGAAAGCACUGUCCAGGAACUGUCUCAACCUUCAGUACCUGAGUCUGGCUUACUGCUACAGAUUCACAGAUAAUGGCUUUACACACCUGAGCACAGGAAAGGGCUGUCACAAUCUCAUCCACCUCAACCUCUCCGGCUGCACUCAGAUGACGUUUAGCGGGUUCAAAUACAUUUCAGAUGGAUGUCCUUCGCUCAGGGAGAUUGUGAUCGAUGACAUGAUCACUCUGUCAGAUAGCUGUUUCUUGGCUUUGAUUGCCAGAUGUCGCUGUCUGUCUGCCAUUUCCCUGCUGGAUGCUCCACAUCUUUCCGACAUUACCUUCAAAGCCAUCGCUGAAGUAGCCAAAUUGAAAACCUUUUGCACAGAGGGUAACAAUCAAAUAACAGACGUCGGUCUUAAGGUUCUGUGCAGCAGCUCACCGGGCCUCCGUAGGAUGCACGCUGCAAAUUGUCCCAUAUUGACUGAUGCCAGCCUCAGAUCUGUGGCUGAUCUCAAAAAUCUGCAGCACCUGAACAUCUCACUGUGUAACAGAGUGAGUGAUGGUGGGAUCAAAUGCUUGGUGGACGGUUGCUCAACCAAUAAACUAAGAGAGCUGAACGUCAGCCACUGCAGAAACAUCUCUGAUAUAUCUGUCAGGAGGAUUGCACAAAGGUUGUGUAAACUGUACCAUCUUAACCUGAGUUACUGUGACAGACUGACGAACAGGAGUCUGGAGUGGCUGAGUGGCAGUUCUAUCUGCUCUCUUGACGUCAGCGGUUGCAACAUCCAGGAUCAGGGGCUGGCAUCUCUCCAAGAAGUUUGCUUAAAGAAAUUAGUUCUUGCCGAGUGUGUCUGCAUCACAGACGCUGGCAUUGAGAAGUUGUGUAAGAACAUAAGAGAUCUGGAGUACGUGGAUGUGUCUCACUGUGUAGCUCUAUCAGACUCAGCCAUCAGAGCAAUUUCAUUUUACUGCAGAGGCCUCAUCACACUGAGGAUGUCAGGUUGCCCAAAGAUGACAGACAUGGCAGUUCAGUAUCUGACGAGUGGAUCUCAAUACCUGCGAGAGCUUGAUAUGAGUUCCUGUGUCCUUCUCACGGAUCGCUCACCUCGACACUUGGAGAGGAUCUGUCCCCCACUUUGCUCCAUCACCAUGGCAUGCUGCAGCAGCAUCUCUAAGGUGGCUGCCAUGAAGCUCAAGACACGUGUGGAGUACUGGGAGCACAGCAGUGACGAUCCUUCAUACUGGUUUUAGUACCACAUGGGCAAAAUGGUUCAUCCAGUAUCAAGACACCUGGGAAAAGGUGAGACAGCUGAAGAGAGAGAGACAGGACAUGUUGGUAGGAGAGAGUGAGGCAGACAUCCACUAAGGGAUCGAGGCUAUGGUCCUUGAGCCUACGACUAGUGCAUCCAGGAGGACUAUAGCCUCCUACAUGGGGCACCUGAUGUACAAACCAAGCUUGACUGGUGCCCCUCGUGCUUGAGACUGUUUCAUUGGAUGGUGCUCAAACAGAGAUUCUGUCUCUGUCUUCAAAUCCAGACUGUAGGAUUAAAAAUUUGUACUCUAA